AGCAAAGCAACGCUGUAAUAGCACGGUUGAAUCAUUGACAACCUUUUGGAUCGAUUGCACCGUGACUUCACCUAACAUGACAAGAGCAGAAUACGGCAGCAACAGCGUGAAUGUCGAACAUAAUGAAACCACGAAUUUGAUAGAUAAUGAAGGCUUCAUGAAAUCCAUGUCCGAAACCGACUCCAACGGAGGCGCCAGCAAUAACAAUUCUUCCGAUGACCUCUAUGAAUCGGAAACUUGGAGAGAAUAUCUGCUCUCUUGGAGAUUCUUGGAGCUAGUACUUUGCGUGGUUCCUGUCCUUUUGAUGGGGAUGUACUUCGAAUUCGUCAACCCCGAACCGAUGACGGACCGACCGAUACCCUUUCAAUACGCAAAGGGGGGUUCGACGGCCAUGGUCGAAGAAGGCAUCGAUGCCUCGAGUGAUUUUCAUCGUUCCGAGGGUGGGGAUGAUGAAUACAAAUCUUACACCAACAUUAUUUGGAGGUCUUCGAACCUCGAAGAGAACACGGGCGAGACUGUUUCUCACGUUGCGUAUAUCGUAUGGAUGGGAUUUGCUCCUUGGCUCUUGCAAGUUUUUAUGGCCUGGUUCCUAGCUCCUCAGAACCAACGAAGUCUAAAUGGCAUUGUGAACAAUUUUUACCGUUGGGAUGUCGUUCACAGGACGACCUGUGUAUACUUUGCUGCGGUUGGAUUGACGGAUGCCGUCAUCAAUUUUGUCAAAUAUUACGUGAGUGAUCUUAUGCUGCCGAAUUCUCGGAAAACAUUAUUUCUCCAUACAUUAAAUUUUGAUGCUUGUUCUAGCUCUUUUCUGUUCGUUCGCGUCGGAUCGAUUUUUUCUCACACAAAUUCUAUUUCGCAAAUUCUUGAAUUUUUGGAACAGGUUUCGUACCUUCGCCCCGUAUUUUUUGACUUUUGCCAACCAUACUACGACGACAAACAAUCCGAGUUCCGUUGCUUGGAUGAGGAAGAUGCAGACACUAUAAACGCUCGUCUUAGUUUCCCAUCGAACCAUUCUGGAUGGAGUUUCUGUGGAAUGAUGUUAUUUUCCAUGUAUCUGGAACGCAGGUUUGGCCUAAGCAGCAUUUCGAAUGAGAACAAUCGUUGCGCUAUCAAUAAUGGUCCCUCGAAUUCUCUGAAAAAAAAAAACAAUUCACCACAAUCUAGCAACACCAAUUCCAAGAAGCAGCAACGUCAGCGACGCAACCGAGAAGCUAGUUAUCGGCUCUUAUCGCUCCUCUGCUACUCACCAAUGCUCAUUGCCGCUUUUAUCGCAGCAAGUCGCGUAGUGGACAACAGGCAUUUCCCGGCAGAUGUCAUUGGCGGGUCGGUGAUAGGCGCAUCCACAGCAUCGCUAGUCUUUGGCAUUUGGUUUCCGCAGUGACUCAAUGCAUGGUCAAUUCGUUUUGUUCAUUGACUAAGAACAAGGAAUAACCGCCACAGAUGUACACGUAAAAUAUUUCAUGCACCUUUCGCAUGUUUCUAGGAAAUAAGACAUACAAUAUUAUGAUAUUUGAAUAACUAAAUAUAUAUUUGUUGU
This is a messenger RNA of Pseudo-nitzschia multistriata, 1537 nucleotides long. The record is from the annotation of a GenBank genome assembly. Lineage: Eukaryota; Bacillariophyta; Bacillariophyceae; Bacillariales; Bacillariaceae.